UUAAAGGCGCCCAGAUCUCCGCUUAACGUUACUUCGCGAGAUUUGCUUGGCGCCGCGACCUCAUGUGAGACACCUCCUGCUUGAGAGCCAGUCCGACGUUACCUCUGCAGAGGAAAACGCAACGGAGCGCCCCAAAAAUGGUUUAUUUCCGUCUCAUCUGAGCCCCCCCCAAAAAACACGUUUGUACCGAGAAAGACUUUUUCGCCCAUUGUUUAUUCGAGGCCUAGCCGGGGGCGCCGCGCAACGAUGUGGAUCCAGGUUCGCACGAUAGACGGGAAGGAGACGCGAACCGUUGAGGAUCUUUCUCGGCUGACCAAAAUUGAGUCUUUACGGCUGAAAAUACAGGACAUCUUCAAUGUGAGCCCCCAACAGCAGCGCCUCUUCUACCGAGGGAAGCAGAUGGAAGAUGGUCUGACACUUUUUGACUACAACGUGGGUCUCAAUGACAUCGUCCAGCUGCUGAUUCGGUCUCAGACCGACCCCCCGGACAGUCCCGCCACCAAGGACGCCUCAGGUGUUGCCAGUAGCUCAGCUCCUCUGCCUGACUCGAAGCCUGAAAACCUCCGGGCUACGGUCUCCUCCACAGAUAUGGAGACCUCAUCCGACACGGACAAUAAGAACGAAAGCGACCGUGCCACUGUAAAUGAAACCAAGCCAGAAACCAUCGCUGCUAGUACCAAAAAUGGGUUCAGGUCCUCCAGUCCAGCACAGGACACUCAGCCACCCACAUCCAGCCGGAGCACGUUAGUCAACCCAGGGAUUGGCUUGUAUAAGAUUAACGAGCUGGUGGACUGUAGGGAUGUAAGCAUCGGCGCCUGGUUUGAGGCCUGCAUUGAAAAUGUGACACUUUCACCCAAAGGACAGAUAACACCCACUAAGGGAAAGGUGGGUCGGCCCCCAAAAAGGACAAACGGGAAGCUGGAGGCUGAGCAGGCACAGGCCCAUGGACAAGGUCAAACCACGGACAAUAACAGGAAUAACCCUGUGUUAAACUCUGAAAGUAACGGAGCCUCCACCUCUCAGAAAGACUCUGCCACAGAAACCAAGGAGAAAGAAGAGGACAUAGCUUACCACAUUAAAUAUGAAGACUAUCCAGAGAACGGUGUCGUAGAGAUGCGCUCCGUAGACGUAAGGCCCCGUGCCAGGACCCUGCUGCGGUGGGACCAGCUGCAGGUGGGGCUGCAGGUGAUGGUCAACUACAACAUGGAAACCCCAGAUGAAAGAGGCUUCUGGUACGACGCAGAGAUAGUGGCCAUUAAUCAAACCUCUCGCACCAAUAAGGAGCUCCGAGUUAAUAUUCUCCUGGGCGGCCCUGAAGAUGUGAUCGGAGAUUGUAAAGUUCAGUUUUUAGAUGAAAUCUACCAGGUGGAGAAGCCGGGAGCUCGUCCCCUCUCAAGCGCAGACGGACAGUUUAAACGGAAGAGCGGACCCGAGUGCAAGCAUUGCAAGGCCGACCCCGACGCAGAGUGCCGCUUCUGCUCCUGCUGCGUGUGCGGCGGGAAGCAGGACGCUCACAUGCAGCUGCUGUGUGAUGAGUGCAACAUGGCGUUCCACAUCUACUGCCUGAACCCUCCGCUGGCCACCAUCCCAGAUGACGAGGACUGGUAUUGCCCGACCUGUAAAAAUGACACCAGCGAAGUUGUCAAGGCAGGAGAGAAACUGAAAGCCAGUAAGAAGAAAGCCAAAAUGCCUUCGGCUACCACUGAGAGUCAAAGGGACUGGGGAAAGGGUAUGGCCUGCGUGGGGCGCACUAAAGAAUGCACAAUUGUUCCCUCAAACCACUACGGACCUAUUCCCGGCAUUCCUGUGGGAACCACCUGGAAAUUCAGAGUGCAGGUGAGCGAGGCAGGCGUUCACAGGCCGCACGUCGGCGGCAUCCACGGCCGCAGCAACGACGGCUCCUAUUCGCUGGUGUUAGCCGGGGGCUUUGAGGACGAAGUGGACCGGGGAGACGAGUUCACCUACACUGGCAGUGGGGGUCGUGACCUCUCAGGAAACAAACGAAUCGGAGAGCACAGUUUUGACCAGACACUGACUCACAUGAACAGGGCGUUGGCCUUAAACUGUGAUGCGCCACUGAAUGACAAAGAUGGAGCCGAGUCCAGAAACUGGCGGGCUGGGAAACCGGUGAGAGUGGUACGCAGCUCUAAAGGUAGACGCAUCAGCAAAUACGCUCCAGAAGAAGGAAACCGCUAUGACGGUAUUUACAAGGUGGUAAAGUACUGGCCAGAGAUCGGAAAGUGUGGCUAUUUGGUGUGGCGGUAUCUGCUGAGACGAGAUGAUCUGGAACCAGCUCCUUGGACCCCUGAAGGACUGGAGAGAAUAAAGAAACUGGGCCUUUCGGUUCAGUACCCACCAGGCUAUUUGGCAGCCAUGGCUAACAAAACAAAGAAGGAGGCUUGCGCUAGACCUGGCCGUGGCGGUCGCGGUAAGCACUAUCCUGGAAGGGGGCGACCACGGAGGCGCAAGAUUAAAACAAAAGAGGAGGAGGAGGAGGAAGGGCCGGAGGAGGAGGAAGAGGAGGAGGGGGAAGAGCAGGGGGACGAGCCUCCAGAAGCCCAGAUGCAAGAGGACGCACCACAAAGUAACGGAGAGCAGAAGACAACCGGAGAAACUGAAUCGUCACCAGAAACCGAGCCGCCGCCUAAACGUGUAAAGAUAGAGGAGACCUUCCAGCUGACUGAGCAGCAGCAGCAGCUGAUCCAGGAUGACACCGCCAACAAGAAGCUCUGGGAUGAAGCCAUGGAGCACAUUAAAGAGGGACCGAAUUUUCUGCGAAAGCUGGAGCAGAUCUUCAUGUGCGUGUGCUGCCAGGAGCUGGCCUUCCAGCCCAUCACCACCGUCUGCUCACACAACGUCUGCAAGACUUGUCUGCAGCGGUCGUUUCGGGCAGCAGUGUACACCUGCCCCGCCUGCCGCCACGACCUGGGCAAAGACUAUGUCAUGAACCAAAACAAGAAGCUGCAGAUUCUGCUCGACCAGUUCUUUCCCGGCUACAGCAAGGGCCGAUGAGAUCCGAUUUACACGUAUGGAUAGAAUACAUGCACAUAAGCAUCAUUUCUGCGCACCCUCGUAUACUGUCAUGUACUUAGAAGCUCCACUUUGAAACGCGUCGCACUCACAUAAUGUACUAACCCACGGGCAAUUGUGUUUUGCAUUUACAGCCAUCUUAUGUAUACAAUCAUUUACACACAAACCACCUCAGUUAGAGACCGACCUCAUCUGCUGAACUUGGAUCGUCUCCAUUUGCAAAACCAGCCUGAAAGAUUCAGACAGAGGACAUUGCCUCGCCUCGCUACUCCAGCCACAAGACGUGGGCACAAAAACAAACGCACAAAAAGCCCCUGCACCCACAGGCCCACCUACCAUCUCAAGGUCUUUUCUCCGUUGCCGUGUGUUUCUUUUUUUUUUUUUUCUUCUUCAAUGUUGCCCGCUGGCUCUGUUAAUAAGCAGUACAUUGUCUGGGUGCAAAUUCAUGCUUGAAAGCAAACGUUUAAAUUUCUGCCAACCUGCUUGCAUUUUACGUACCAUGUAUGCAGUUUUACACAAACGCGCAGAGGCCAUUGAAAGGACUCUCCCUUGCCAGGUGGCGGUUUGUGGUGCUAGAGACGGUGCAAGUCUGAGCGAGAGGUUCUCAAAGCAAGGAGUUUUACACACUAUUUUAUAAAAACGAAGCACUAUAUUAGUGGCUCGUGCUGUAGGCUUGUUUCUAGGCUAGUCUGGUGCAUUUUCCUGCAUCAUGUUUGGUGCUUGUGUCACUUGGAAUCGUCUAAUUUCUUUCUAUUGAGCUAACAGGAAUAAAUGAAGCUUCACCAAGGUCAUGGGAGAAGAGAACGUAACUAAAGAGCUGUUUCUACUAAAAGUAAAGGGGAUUCGUGGUAAAGAUUCCACUCUAAACAAAAAGGAGCAGGCAUUUCUUGGCCAUCAGAAGAAUACCUUUUGGUGUUUCUUUUCAUUUAGCACACCAACUCUCGGAUGCUUGGUUUUUUGUGUGUGUUUUUUUUGUUCACAGUGGCAUCUUCAGAGGCCAGCCUGUUUGUCCUUGACGUUACCUGGUAACCACUUUCAAGUCAGACCGUUUUCAUUGCUAUUUUGAUCAGAAUGUUCACAGCAAAUGUUUCUCUGCCGUUCUUCGACGUGUUGCAAGAAAUGUCUACUGGAGAGCUUUUGGCUUCUGAAAAGAGGCUUCAUAAGCAGCCGCGCAGCCAUAUGUGGAUACGUUUGUCACAUUCCAGCAAGAAAAUCCUGCGUCUUUUAAAAUCAUUUGGUCAGUUGUCUAUUAUUUUGUAGCACCGCUCACUCUGCCUAACAGCUGGCUGAAAGAAAGCUUAAAAACAUCCUAUCUUACAAGAAAGAAACAAUUAGUUUUUAAAAAAUAUUUACAUCUGUUAUGCAGCUGACUGCAGGCUAGCUACCCCAGCAAGUAGCCUGACCAAUUACGCUACAUGCUUUGUGCAGCUGCAGAAAUGUCUGGUCACCCUGGCUUGUUUUUUUUUCACAUGUAAUUAUAUCAACUUUAAACUCUAGGAUAUAUAUCCAGCAUAUAUGGUUUUAGACAGAGUGUGAACAGCAGACAGGGUGUGUCGGACCAAAGAGAAGAGCGGCUCCAUCACAGCACAGAAGUGGUCAUUGACCUUUUAGAUAAUCUAAAAUGAGCCAAUCAGAAAUGCAGUUCUGUGGCCUUAAAUAUUACAUAAUAUACUGAUUUUAGUGACUACAGCCCAACAGAAUUCAUCGCAAAACUGGAUGAGUUCUGUCUCGAAAAAUACCUGAAACAGGAAGCUCUCCGCUGCUGAUUAUUUCAUUAUGUCAUACAUUUUUGCUGGCAAUGCAAUAGAAAAAAGGAUUAGUAUAUAUAUAACUCAAGAAUUACAAAUACAAAACUAUUUUAAAAUACUUAACUGGUCGAUAAACUCAAUAGGAGGCACAUCAUUUUUUGUACUGCUUCAGACUAAUAAUGUUUUAUAACUAGAAAACAAUUUUUUUAAAUUUGUUUUAUGUGCACAGUUUCUAGAAAAAUGUGUUGCCCAAAAUAAUAAUUUUGCAUCAUGUCCAUGAAAUAAGAUUUUCACAUUUUUAAAAAUUAGGUGUAGCCAAAGCUCACUGUCCGAAAUUAAGCUUAACUAACAUGCUUUUAAAAACUAAUAAUUACAUCUUAACUCAUUUUAAUAGGAUACACCUACAGUACAUUGCAAAGAUCUUAAAGAAAAUGAUUUUUCUUUUGUUCAUUUUUUUAUCCUUUUGAGUCACAUUGACUUAGACAUUUUUCAAAGUUUUAUAACCCAAAGCGUGUAACUCUUACGUGUUUAAAGUCUGUCGUCGUCAUCUUCGCCCACUGCAUCGAGUCAUCAAAUAUUACUAGCUGUCUUUUUUUUUAUAUACAUUAGAAAGUUUGAACGCAAUCGGUUAUUCUGUUGUAACUGAGAUAAGUGCCUGCUUGUAUGGUACUUUAAAAUGUCCCAGGUUGGCAGGUUUUAAUGGGAACCAAAUCAAACGUGAUGGAGAGCAAAGGCAGAGUUUCUGCACCGAUCCGUAACGUGGACAGAGGUCACCUGCAGCGCCGCAGUUCAGAUAAUAUACCAGAUCCGGGUUUUUUUUUUUUUUUAUGUUUGGGGAAAAUGUAGCCCAUGUUUAAUAGCCAGCGCAUAAGUCUUUGUGAGGCUGAAUUUACGACAUUUUUGUUCAUUAAGCCUUUCACGCACACACUUCUGUUCAUAUGCAAGUCAGCGAGCGGUUGUCCAUCAGCAGGCUGUUUAUGGUGAUGUCCUCGUUUCUUUUCAGUCAUUCAGGAUUUUCUUUAAACAUUUUUUUAUGAGUAACAUGCAAGUACAAAUGCUACUGCAGUCUUUAAAGCUAAAUGUGAUGUGCAUUAUCUUGAGAUUAUUUUUUCCCUGCAUUGACUGGCUAGUUAAUAGCCCUCCUUUCUCUCUGCUGUGACCUUUGCCCCUUUUCUGCUCUCCGUGAACUUAUAGUACUAACUUCUAGACGUCUUGUGGACGCUUGGCUUCAGUGCUGUGUUUUUUUUUUUUUUUUAUUGCACUCUACUAAAAAAAGUUUGAGCAAUCACAUUUAGGUUUUCUAGAAUGCUUACUGUUAUCUCUGUCCAUACUCUGAUUUUCUACUUUUUUUUUUUUUUUGCAGUUGCUUAUUUUCCGUUUUAAUCAGUUUUGUUGGCAGCCUCAAGUAUCUGCAGCACAUGCCAAUCUGAAAAGUUCCAUUGCUUCAUAUUGUGAUCUGAAAUUUUAUACAUGUCAUAAUACUUGAUAUGUACCAAUUAAAUAUUUGGAUUCCAGAAAAUGUCUUUGUUUUUCUUUUUACAGAUUUUUUAAAAUGUAAGUAUACUCGCGCUCUGGAGGAUCACUAAAUAGUAAAAAU
Poeciliopsis prolifica (blackstripe livebearer) is the source of this 6375-nucleotide messenger RNA. RefSeq names its product E3 ubiquitin-protein ligase UHRF2-like. Gene Ontology annotation, biological process: protein ubiquitination; negative regulation of gene expression via chromosomal CpG island methylation. The transcript is spliced from 16 exons. NCBI's taxonomy places the organism in Eukaryota, Metazoa, Chordata, Actinopteri, Cyprinodontiformes, Poeciliidae. Bases 247 to 3012 code for a protein of 921 amino acids. The record is from RefSeq and is a predicted model, not a curated record. Gene Ontology annotation, molecular function: protein binding; ubiquitin protein ligase activity.